AUGGCUAAGUUUACAAACAAACCUAAGGGUCGUACAAGUAAGAGAUUGGCGUUGAAUAAGAAAUACAAAAUAGAGAAGAAGGUUAAAUAGCAUCACAAAAAGCUCAAAAAGGAAGCCAGAAAGAUGAGUGCCUUGGGAUAAAUAAAGAAAACUUCGUCCAAAGAAAUAGGGAUCCCCAAUAUGUAUCACAUUUAAGAAGAAUAGGAGCAGGAGAAAAAAAUAUAAAAAUUAUAAUAAAAAGAGGAACUCGAUCUUAAUUUGGCUGAAGUCAAAUCAAAUCUAUAUGAGACAAAGGCUCAAGUGGUUGUUGAAGAAGAAUAAAUCAAAUAAGAGAAUUUGACUCAACUAACUAAGGAGCAUAAGAAAUAUAUUACCUAAGUGAAAAAAGUGGCAGAAGCUGCUGAUAUAUUGUUAAUAAUCUUGGAUGCCAGAGAUCCAUUGGCAUGUAGAUGCAAGCAUUUGGAGAGAGAAAUCCUUGGUAUGCCAGGAGAUAAAAAGAUAAUUUUGGUGUUGAACAAAAUCGAUUUAGUUCCUCCAGGUAAUGCAGAUGCAUGGUUGGCUCAUUUGAGAAGAGAAUUUGCAACUGUUCUCUUCAAAGCCAAUACCUAAUAAUAAUAAUCUAAUUUGUCUUCAGCCUCCAUUUACAAGAAAACCUUAUCUUAAAGACAGGAUUUGGCUGAUGAUUUGACCUCAUCUUCUAAAGCUAUAGGAGCUGACAAGUUAUUGGAAUUAAUAAAAAAUUAUUCAAAAAAUGACGGAGUUAAAAGUAGUGUGACUGUUGGUGUUAUUGGAUAUCCCAAUGUUGGAAAGAGUUCAGUCAUUAACAGUCUCAAGAGAAGUAAGGCUUGUGCAGUUUCUUCUACUCCAGGAUUCACGAAGGGUCUCUAAGAGGUUGUAAUUGACAGUUAGGUGAAGAUUAUUGAUUGUCCAGGAGUGGUUUUUGAUUCUGAGAACAAGGAGAGCACUUUAUUAAGGAAUAUCAUAAAAAUUGAAUAAAUUGAGGAUCCAAGAGAACCAAUUGGAGAGAUCUUGAAGAAGGUUUCUAAAAAUGAGUUGCUCUUACUGUAUAAAAUUCAAACAUUCAAUAAUGUGAAUGAGUUUUUGUGUUAAGUAGCUUUGGCUAGAGGAAAGUUGUAGAAAGGGGGCAUUCCAGAUUUGGAAUGUGCAGCUAGAAUUGUGUUACAGGAUUGGAACUAGGGAAAGAUUAAAUAUUUUACUGUUCCUCCUAAUUAAAUUGAAUAAGAAUGACUUAUUUAUUUGUUUGUUUCAUAUAAAUAUUUAAUAAAG
Paramecium tetraurelia is the source of this 1287-nucleotide messenger RNA. RefSeq lists its product as uncharacterized. Gene Ontology annotation, molecular function: GTP binding. The record is from RefSeq and is a predicted model, not a curated record. Lineage: Eukaryota; Ciliophora; Oligohymenophorea; Peniculida; Parameciidae. The transcript is spliced from 5 exons. Gene Ontology annotation, cellular component: nucleolus.